Molecule: messenger RNA, 444 nt
Organism: Prorocentrum cordatum
Lineage: Eukaryota; Dinophyceae; Prorocentrales; Prorocentraceae
Source: the annotation of a GenBank genome assembly
GGGGCGUCGGGGCUGCCGACGCCGGGCCAGCUCUACGCCGAGUUCGCGAGCCUCAUGGGGGAGGGCUUGGGCGGCCUCUUCGACUGGGGCACGUGGAGAAGGCGAAGCACGCAGGCGCAGGGGCCGUUCCUGCGGGGCCGAGAGCAGGCCGCGCGCUGGAGGCACGUCGGCAGCCUGCCGCGGGAGAUGCCCCAGGCACGUCGCCGCCUUCGCUUCGAGCAUCGGCGGCCGCGGGAGCUGGCCUUGCUCUCGGCUCUGCAGGGUAAGCUCGGGCGCCUUGCGGCGAAGGCUGAGGCUGAGCUGGCUAGGGAGCUCUGCUCAGUCGGAUACUUCACUUUCCAGGAGCUGCAGGCGCUGGAGAAGCAUGCCAUGGCGGUGGCGGAGAAGUUCGAGAGGCGCCGUGCGGUGCAGCGCUCGCGCAGCUGGUGCGAGUGGCCGCAGCUG